AUGAAAGUUAUUAUUAUAGGAGAAAAGUAUAAAUAGUCCCAGAAACUGUAAUACAUUUUAGACAACAUAGAAAAUUGCGAAAUAUAAUUCAUUAAUGUAGAAAAACAAUUAUAAGAGUAAAUAGAAAAAAUUUAAACCAAUCAGAGAAGUAGUAGAAUAACGAACAUAAUAUUUGAGAUGAAAAAAUCAAAUACCCAAGAAUAAGAAAGCCUUAUUUAUUAAUUAAAAAAAGUUAAAAGAUUGUUUUUUCCUCUAAAUUUAUUGAUAAGUGAUGAUUAUUUGCGAGAAGAUGCUAUAAACAUCAAGAAUUAAUUAAAUAGAUAUCACAAUAUUUAUAUCUGUAAUCUUGUAGAUUUUUUCUAAAAGAAUUAUGGUUAUGAUAAACAAGUGGAUCUGAGUGGGAAAAAAAUAGCGAUAUUUCUUACAAAAGAAUAGGAUGUAAAAACUAAAAUAUUUUAAACUGUUAAAUCACCUGCUAUAUUAUAAAAUAAUUGGGCUUUAAUUAAUACUCCAUAAUGUAAGAUGAAUUCUGAAAUCGAAUAACAAAAUGAAGUUAUUAUAGAAUUUUAGCAGAUUUUCAAAAGAUAUUAAUCCUAAAUAUCUUUUUUGUUUAUAAUCAUCGAUUAAGAGAGAAAUGAUAGAGUAAAAAAAAAUUUUAUGGAUAUAUAUUCUUAAUUUAAGAAGUUGAAGAAGCAAAUUAUUGUGUUGCUAUAUAAUCGAAUGAAUGAAGAAUUUGAAGAAAAUUUAGCACUAGAUAAUUUUUUUAUGAAUGUGGCUAAAAUUAGAAAAGUCUAUUCACUUACAAACGAUUAACUUUAGAAUUAAUAAUCAAUCAAUUAAUAUUUUAAUUAGGUUUUGUAAGAACAUCAAAAUAACCUUGAAGUAGGAAUUGAUUUAAAAGACACAAUUUUUGAAUUAAGAGAUGAGAAAUAAUGUGAGGCUGACAAUAUCACUUUUUAAUAAGAUUUGAUUAACAAUUAAGUAUAAAACCUAAAAUAAAGGGUUGAAUAAGCUGACUAAUAAAUUAUUUUGUACUAAUAAAAGAUUGCCGAGCUCGAGAAAUCAAAAAAAGAAGAUUUAAACUAAAUAAGAGAGUUUGAGUCAUAAAUAUCCUAAAAUUAGAAAACUGUUGAAAAAGUUUAGAAUGAAACUUUAUUCCAAUCAUAAAAUUCAAGAGAAGUGAGAAUGCCAUAACCGCAAGGGUUUUAAAAUAAUAUAUAGAAUUAAGAAGUAAUUAAAAAGAAGAAUGGUGAAUCCCUACAAUUAGAUAUUUAAACCCUAGAAAAAUACAGACAAUCAUUAAAUAAUAAAUUAGAUUAAUGUUAUAAAAAAUAAGAUAUUAUCCUUCAAAACAAAACGUCUUUUAAAUAGGGAAAUGAAUCACAAAAAUUGGAAAAACUAUUAGAAUCAGAAAUCACUGAUCUUUGGAAUAAAAUAGAUGAAACUGAUUGUAAAAUAAGGGAAAAUAAUAAUUAAUUAUAAAAACUUUAAUAAGAUUUCAACAACAAUUAGUAAAAUCUUGAAUAAGGGAAUAAUGCAUCCAAUUAUCAAUUUUCUGCUAAUAUAAAAUAGAUAAAUCCUUUCCAUCAUUAGGAGAAUAAAAAUUACAGGAGGUUAUGA
Paramecium octaurelia is the source of this 1620-nucleotide messenger RNA. Lineage: Eukaryota; Ciliophora; Oligohymenophorea; Peniculida; Parameciidae. The record is from the annotation of a GenBank genome assembly.